Molecule: messenger RNA, 1843 nt
Organism: Tachysurus vachellii
Lineage: Eukaryota; Metazoa; Chordata; Actinopteri; Siluriformes; Bagridae
Product: interleukin-17 receptor D
Exons: 12
Coding region: 25-1758 (577 amino acids)
Molecular function (GO): interleukin-17 receptor activity; protein binding
Source: RefSeq, a predicted model, not a curated record
CGAUCAAGGAAAUUACGGAAUAAAAUGUGGCGAGACAAACUGUCUCUGUUGUUGUCGAUUAUAGUGUUUGUGAUAGACAAAGGGUUCCAGACAUCUUUCAGACCUCAUUCCUGUACACUGCAAUGUGUUUGCCAGGGUUCGCCAGGAUGUGAGUAUUGCAGGAUUAGUAAAGAUGAUGUUGAAACUACACUUGGAUUCACCUCUGCUGGUCUCUUUGCAGGUUGUAUACCAUGGCUGUGUCAUUCUUUUUUAGGUCUGCAGAGUCCUGAGGUCUGCCAGCACUUUGUACAUGCGCCAAGGAAUGUCACUAUUGAGUUUGUGGAAAGUCAAAAUCCUAAAUAUGAGACUGUUGUUGUGUCUUGGAGGCCUAGCCAAUACGGUAUUGCUUUUUUGCGUGGUUUCCUAGUUUCCCUCCAGACUUUAGGAGGCACUCAGAGCACAUGCCAACUCUUGCUUCUUCAAAAUAAUAUGUCAUUCUCAGCUGUGCAUGCUCAAAGGGUGUAUUACUCAGAUUUUUUCACAGAUCUCUCCCUUGGUACCCAGUAUGCAGUGACUGUGAUGGCACUUCCAGUUCCUGAGAUCUGGGAGAAAUUUUAUCAUAGCAAAUUGUUCUUCACUCGCUCAUGUCCUGAGAAAAAUGGCCUGGAGCACUGCAAGACAGACUGGUAUCCCAGAUAUAUUGAAGUCCACCAGGAAAACAAGGAUAUUGUAGUGACUUUUAACUUGGCACCUAAGAAGUUGGGAAUCUCUCGUUAUUUUUCAUCAUGCUUUGGAAGGGACUCACGCAGCAUAUUUACAGUUAUUCAACCAGACUUUAGUGUAAAUAGCACUCAUCAUACAUACCGUUUGCAGAAUCUUCACACAGAAACCAAUUAUACCUGUGAGAUUGCAGCAGAUAUUGUGGAUGCUGUAAGGAAGCCUUUCUUUGUUCAGGUGCAGCACACUGUGAAAGAUCCUUCAGCCUUGAACAAGGCAAGUGUCUCUUUAGCAGUACUCUUCUCUGUGGGUAUUCUACUAGCAGUCUUCUUAGCAGUCAUCUUUACUAUUCACUGGCAGAAAAAACAAAAGCAAAAGGCAGCAAAAACUGACACACCAUCAGACAUAACUGAGGAAUAUUAUGAUGAUUAUACAGAGCAUCAGUUUUUACCAGUAGAAAACAGGACCAGACCACCUCGACUCCUUAUUUGCUACUCCAGUAGUGAUGGUUCUGCCCAUAUAAGAGUUGUCUUACAAUUGGCAACGUUUGUGCAAAAGCAUAUGGCUACUGAGGUACAUUUAGAUCUGUGGGAUGCCUUACGUAUGACAGAGGAGGGAGAUUUUGGGUGGUAUUGCAGGAAGAUGAAGGAGAGCGACUUUGUGCUCGUCAUCUGCUCUAAUGGUCUCAACCAGAGACAGCAUAACCAGAGAGAAGAAGUGGAGGAAAGGACAAAUACCUCCUCUCUAGCUAUUAUAGCCAUGAUUGGAGAAGAGUUAUUCCGUGCCAAAUCUCUGAGUGAGGACAUCUCCAAAUACAUAACUGCAACUUUUGAGUAUUCAAAGUCUUCAGACAUCCCCACCAUGUUAAGUUUGGCCUCUCAUUAUACUCUUCCAGAGGACUUGCCACUGCUCUUCUCCCAUCUUCAUGGAGUGUCCUUGCAGAAGCCAGGAGCUUAUCUUCAAAUAGAAAACAUCUCAGAAAAUGGCUACUCUAAGCUCCCAGCUGGUGCAGCAUUAUUAUUAGCUAUUCAAGAUGCAAGCAUAGUUUUUUCUGGUUUGUAGCCAACUGGGAAAAGAAUUGAAGAUCCUGGACAUAACAAAAUAGCAGGAGAUACACACAUGGACAAAAUUGUUGGUAGCCUUUGGU